Gongylonema pulchrum is the source of this 327-nucleotide messenger RNA. Lineage: Eukaryota; Metazoa; Nematoda; Chromadorea; Rhabditida; Gongylonematidae. The record is from the annotation of a GenBank genome assembly.
AGGAAAAGCGAGAACGCGUAUCAGAAGGUAAUGGGCGUGCAAAAUUACUUACUACACAAGAUUGAACGCUUAAAACCGGAAAGCAAAAAUUUCACGAAAAAGGUGAGCGGCCGGUAUAUUGCAUUAUUCACAAAUCCACACACUGCGCCAAAAGGUACAUUCAUGAAAAUGAAAACAUUCGUGUUCGAAACAUUCAAAAUGUAUGAUGAACUCAAUGAAACAGCAAAAAAUCCACGAUUUCGGAACUAUAUGAGGCGUGUCUUCGAUAACGCCGACGUAAAAAGAGCAUUUAAUCGAGCCGACCGAAUGAUUAAUCCAAAACAGUAG